AUGAACGAAGAAACCACAGCAACACCACCACAACAACCAGCACCAGCACCAGCACCAGCACCAAGAGCAAGACCAACAAUAAGAAAGCCCACAACCUCAGUUUUACGACGUCAAACCCCAAGACUUAGGGACCAUUAUUUAUUAGGAAAGAAACUAGGGCAAGGUCAAUUUGGAACCACAUUUCUAUGUAUCCAUAAAGCAACCGGCGAUCUUUACGCCUGCAAAUCAAUUCCAAAAAGGAAACUUUUAUGUAAAGAAGACUAUGAGGAUGUUUAUAGAGAGAUCCAGAUCAUGCACCAUUUGUCAGGGCAACAAAAUGUGGUGCAAAUUAAGGAUACUUAUGAGUAUCCAAUGUUUGUACAUUUGGUUAUGGAGUUAUGUGCAGGUGGUGAGAUUUUUGAUAGAAUUGUGGUAAAGAGUCAUUAUAGUGAGAAAGAGGCUGCUAACUUGAUCAAGAAUAUAAUUGUAGUGGUUGAGUAUUGCCAUUCCUUGGGGGUUAUGCAUAGAGAUCUCAAGCCUGAGAAUUUCUUGUUUGAUAAACCUGGUGAUGAUGCCAAGCUCAAGACUACAGAUUUUGGUCUCUUUAUCUUUUACAAGCCAGAUUAUUCAAACUCAGAGUGUUUUAUGGAAGCUUGUGUUCUCUUUCUUUAUUCGCUUUAG
Molecule: messenger RNA, 660 nt
Organism: Dovyalis caffra
Lineage: Eukaryota; Viridiplantae; Streptophyta; Magnoliopsida; Malpighiales; Salicaceae
Source: the annotation of a GenBank genome assembly